GCUGGGGAGACUGAAGAUUCUCUUCUAUCCCACUCCCAAGAGCCGCAGCAAAGGUUUCCAGUGAAGCUGCAGCCCCGUUCGUGGGAUACAAAAAUUUCUUUCCUCGCAAGAUAUAUCUGGCCUCUGAUGUACAAAAAUGGCAUGAACACAGAAUUUGACCUAAGGCCAUUCUCCAUCCCUUAAAUAUCCACAGCGUAUUUGUACCUAGCCUCGGACUUCCAUUAUCUGCCAACAUGGAUUCCCUCUCAGAUGCUUUUGAGAAGGUAAAGAUCGAGGGCACGCCACCGCAACCCGAUACGAGUGAGAAUCAAGAGGACGAGGACAUCCUCGAGGAGGAGUCCAUUCCUCCGACGCUCUUUCGCUUCCUCGAUCUUCCUUCCGAGAUUCGUCUGCGCGUAUAUGACCUUGUGCUAUUCACACCUUAUCGUUUGAAACCGCGGCGAGCCAACGGAAGUGUAGGCGCCUCAGCAAAGAAUCCUCCCAUCGCUCCCUUUCGGGUCCGUGUCGCUCUGUUCCUUGUGUGUCGGCGUAUCCACGAUGAGGCUACGGAUUAUUUCUACUCUGCGCUGACUUUCCGCCUUUUCCCAAUUCAGGAUUGGAGCCGCACGCCAACUGUCAGAGCUUUGCCAGCAAGACACAAGGCGUCCGUGAGGACGAUCGAGCUGAUUCUGGGCUCCAGUUGGACCUCGCCUCCUCGGGAGUGGGUGGUGAACAAUCGCCUGGGGCUAGAAAAGAUGGUGCGCGUUAGAACAUUGAAGGUCUUCCUUGAGUGCGAUCCAUCGCAUCCUGUUUUUGAAGGUUUUCGCGUAUCUCCAGGCUUCUACACCGAUUUUGCGGGCAAGAUCCUCAAGCAGGUUCUGGAGAGAUUGCCCCAUGUUGUACAAGUGGAGUUUGAUGGUUAUCCAUCUGUCUCCAGAAGCGGAAGUCUAAUGAAGCGCCUGCUACACGAGGCGAGGGCAGCACAGAAAAAGAUUCUCUGGGGACCCGAGCGAGGAUGGACAGACGGGGAUAGUGAGGGUGAACAAAAACCGAAUCAAGUGGAAUUUGAAGAAGCCGACUGCCAAAAUUCAGUGCAAUAAAUAGUGACACACCGUCUGGCUAAGGAUUUUCUCGAUGCGCAUUGUCUCAACCAUUCAUACUAUAUCAAGCAUCAUUUAUCUAUGUGUAAUUUCAUCUCUUCGGUCCAUAGAAGUCAGGUAUAGAGCUCCAGAACAUAGGGGAAAACGUCGG
Molecule: messenger RNA, 1230 nt
Organism: Aspergillus novofumigatus IBT 16806
Lineage: Eukaryota; Fungi; Ascomycota; Eurotiomycetes; Eurotiales; Aspergillaceae
Exons: 2
Coding region: 234-1079 (281 amino acids)
Source: RefSeq, a predicted model, not a curated record